Messenger RNA from Amoebophrya sp. A120, 2194 nucleotides. Lineage: Eukaryota; Dinophyceae; Syndiniales; Amoebophryaceae. The record is from the annotation of a GenBank genome assembly.
CGUAAUUGAAAAUAGAAGACGAGUAUUGUUUUCGCUCUGUAAAAUGCCAGGAAGACAACAAAUUGUUGUUGACUGCUGGACUGCAUCUGCAACUUGAUCAAGUGCCAAAAUCUUUUCUGCAAGAAGUGGUAGGUACAAGAAGAAGGAAAUGGAAAAGUUUAUCGAAAUGACGAUCAGGAUCACUUCGAACAAGCAAUGCGAAUAUGUAGACGCAGCAAUCAACGCGAUCCACAUUUUUGCUAUUUGAAGUGUGUCGACUUCAGAAGUAGUACCAGCCUAGGAGUUCGAGUUUCUUCUUCUCCCCUACUUCAUCGACAUUUUUUUUUCCUUUUGAUGCUGGAGCUAACUCUUUACUUGCUGCAAUUUCGUAUUUUUCGCUCAUGAGUUGUAGUUUUGCUGAAAGGAUUUUACACUCGUCCAGACCUCUACACCGCCUUAGUACCUUCCAAACAGAAACGAAGCGUAAACGCCGAAUUAGUUGAAGGUUUCCUUGUGUCACCUUAUCCUUUUUAGUGCCUCGUCUUAAUCGAUCCUACAAUAGAGAGGUCAAGCAAAAGAAAAAAAUGAACGCCUCCGGCGGGACCAACUGGCCCUCGGACCCAAACGCGUACGAGAAGACCACCCUUAUCGGGACUGGCGCCUCCGCCAAGGUGCACAUUGCGAAGACGAACGACAACAGAAUAUGUGCACUGAAAAUAUUGGACUUGGAAGCGCUCGUGCACGACGAUGUGUUGGACGAAAUUCGAAAAGAGUUGCAGGCCAUGGCUUUGUGCCGUCACCCCAACGUCAUUUCGCACUACGUGUCUUUCCCCUACAAACGACAAAUGUGGCUGGUCAUGCCACUGAUGCCCGGAGGCAGUGCCGCGGAUCUGUUGCGAUCCCAGUUCCCGCACGGGUUUAAGAAUGAACUCGGAAUAUUGCUGCACAUCCUCUACGAAACCUUGAAGGCACUGGAGUAUUUACACGACGACAAAAACAAACAGAUCCACCGGGACUUGAAGGCAGCAAAUCUACUUCUCGGCGCGCAGGUACGAUGAAGCUGAAUGUUUUUGGUUCGAAAGCGAAACAUCAACCAAGUCCAAGUUCACCACGUCUUCCGCGUUUAUUGCUUUGAACUACAAAUGCUGCAGCUAAAACAAAAACUCAAAGAAACAUAUGCUCAUUAUUUCGAUUCCAACAGGCUGAGGUCUUUUACUUUUUGAGACGAUAUUUUGAGAAAAAAAACGAAAACUAAAUCAGGGCGAAGUGUGCCUCGCGGAUUUCGGCGUUGCGGCUACACUGAAAGAGCAGCGAACAAGGAAUACCUUCGUCGGGACUCCGUGCUGGAUGGCCCCGGAAGUGCUGCAGGCCGGACAGAGUGGCGCGCAGGGGGGCUACACACAAAAGGCGGAUAUUUGGUCCCUGGGCAUCACCGCACUAGAACUGUACAACGGCGAGGCGCCCUACCAGCGGCUGCACCACUUGAAGAUCAUGCAGAACAUUUUGGACAAGCCCCCACCUGUCGCGCCCCAGGAGGCGGACCCGGGGUUUCGUGAGUUUGUCUCCUACUGCCUGCAGAAGAACCCGAGCAAGAGGCCCGGUGCCAAGGAGCUGAUCGGGGCCCGGAAUUUUGGCUGGGAGAGACGGACUCCCGACCGCCUGAAAGCGAUCAUUGAGCGCCUUCCCCCGCUGGAGGAAAGGAGAAAGAUCAAACAGCUCGCCGAGCGAAAUCCGCAGACGUCCGGUGCGAGCGGUGGCCCAAAGGGACAAAGCGGCGCGACCGAGGAGUGGAACUUUGAUUUGCCGGAAGACGAAACCAGCAAGGACCUGGCCGCGGAUAAGAAUGUUCCCGGACACGUCACCUUUGCCGGUUUGCCGGAGGACGAUGAGGCAUAGUCGUAGAGGUUUCUCUGGAGCGGUGUGAUGGUGAAUCUGCAGGCAUAGAGGUUUCUCUUGUCGUUCUGGAGCUGCAUGCGCAUUCAUCCAACAUUUUCAUGUAUCACCCGAAAUGCAACUACGCACUGAAGAAAAAGCUGACUCAUGUGGACAAUUGCAAAAGUCCUUUAUCGCACCCGCAAACGCAGUACUUCACCUAGUUCCGCCCUCAUGAAAAACAUUAUACCGCCAUUAUCAUACGAAACAUAUUCAUCGCUGGCGACACAGACAAAGAACUGUAUAGAAAAACGACAUCAAAUAAGUAAGACCCGGAAGUGCC